GCAGCCUGUCCAAAGCCCCUCGACACUCUUCCUUUUCCCCCUCUGGCCCUUGCUCCCGUACUAGCUCAGAAUAAUGGAGGCUUGUCAGGAGAGCAGCCCUGCACCCACAGGUCCCCAGGCAGCGCCAGCCGAGGGUCAGCACAUUGACCUGACAGAGGACCUGGCCCAGCAGCUGGAGGACAUCAUUAGCACCUACCAGGCUGCCGAGAUUCCCGCUGAGCCAGAGGACGCAGAAGAGGUCACAGCCGUCAAGGAGGCAGACACCCGCAAGGACCAGAAACUGGAGAAGAAGAUGCUCAAAAACCUAGGGAAGGAAGCCAUGCUGCUGAUGCAAAGUCUGAACAAACUUGACACUCCACAGCAGAAACUGGAAGCCAUCAUCAAGAAGCACGCUGAGCUGCUGGAGGAGCAUCGGAGCGAUCAGAAACAGCUGAAGGUUCUGCAGAAGAAGCUGCUCCAAGUGAUGAAGGAGAAGGACCAGCUGCAGAGCGAGCAUAGUCGGGCCGUGCUGGCUCGCAGUAAACUGGAGGGACUCUGUCGAGAGCUACAGAGGCACAACAAGACCUUGAAGGAGGAGACCCUGCAGAGGUGCAGAGAGGACGACCUGAAGAGGAAAGAGAUCACCACCCACUUCCAGGGGACGCUCAGUGAUAUUCAGACCCAAAUCGAGGAACACAGCAACCGCAACACCAAGCUGUGCCAGGAGAACAGCGCUCUGGCCGAGAAACUGAAGGGGCUCAUUUCACAAUACGACCAGAGAGAGGCGGUAUGGAUCCUGCUUCAUGCUGAGCACACACGGAACCUGGAAAAGGUCUUCAAGCACAGAGACCUGAAGGAAAAGCUGCUGGACACCAAACUCACGCAGGCCAACAUGUUUCUGAAGGAUGCAGAGGAGAAGCACAAGCUUGAAAAGGAGACUCUACUAAAAAAGGCAGCGGAGUAUAAAUUACAAGUGAAGUUCAUGAAGGAGCAGGAAAACGAUAUGAAGAUCCAGCUCGAAAUGUACUCCAAGAAGUUUGAUGAAUUCCAGGGCACAGUAUCAAAGAGUAACAGUGUCUACAGCGGCUUCAAACAAGACAUGGACAAAAUGGCCAAGAAAAUGAAGAAGCUGGAGAAGGAGUGCCAAUCAUGGAAGACUCGCUUUGAUAACUGCAACAAGGGUCUCAUUGAUAUGGUGGCAGAUAAAGCACUGAAGGAAAAGGAGUUCGAGCUUGUCCUCGUCAAGAACCAGAAACUUGAGAAUCUCUGCAGGGCCUUACAAGGGGAGCGGAAGAGUCUUUUCGAAAAAGUGCAGGGAGCUGAAAGUCAUUCGGAGGUAACCGCUGCUGAACCAUCAGAGAAGGAAGGCGCUGAGGUGCAGGAUACCCCUAAAGACCCAAAAGACGAUCACCCCAUCCAGAAUACUGCCGCCCCUGCUGAGACCCCAACGCCCGCAACUCCACUGGCCAAGGAACUGGCGAAACUGAAGGCUGAGCAGGCCCGUCUGGAGGAGAUCGCUGGUUCCUUUAUAAUCUCUCAUGUCAUACCCACAGACACAGCGGCCGCAAGCCAAUCACAAGGACUCUCUGAGGACGUCCAGGUGCCAAAGGAGAACCACAUAGAGGCGAGCAAUGGCGAACACCUCGUGGAGGCCAAGGAGGAUGGGAACCAAGUACAGAGAGACCUGGAAAUGGAGUCCGUUGAUUAAUGCUGAAAUUAAUGUGAAAAAGAAAUCUGGUUCUUUUAUGAUUGAUAGCAAUAAAAAGAAAAAUGCUGGCUUUA
This is a messenger RNA of Scomber japonicus (chub mackerel), 1761 nucleotides long. It is a transcript of the gene txlnbb, whose product is annotated as taxilin beta b. The record is from RefSeq and is a predicted model, not a curated record. The transcript is spliced from 10 exons. Gene Ontology annotation, molecular function: syntaxin binding. Lineage: Eukaryota; Metazoa; Chordata; Actinopteri; Scombriformes; Scombridae. Bases 74 to 1687 code for a protein of 537 amino acids.